GUAGAGUAGAAAGCGGGUGCUGUAAGGUGCGAGAUCCCAAAACCGAAAGGUGGAGGGCGAGGGAAUCGAAACCAUCGACUAUUUAUCUUCAUUCUCGUCGUCGUCGUUGUUCCUUCUUUUUCCGUCUCAGAAAAAGCGUGCCAAACCUAAUCGAUCAUUUUCUCUUCUCUUUCAAAUUCAUCACCAUCGCUCCCUUCCUUCCACUAUGCACGCAGAUUAGAUUCACACAUUCACACUCGCAUUCACUCCUCCUCAGGCUCACCCUUUCUGCUUUGAGAUCUGAUUGCAUUUUCAUUCAUUUCUUCCGCCACAAAGGAAAUUUCAUUCAGCAAGAGUCAUUCGUAACCGAUUGAUGCGCUAAUUUCAAUUGCCCUGCGAGCGUCCAUCUGCCGAAUCGGAAGAUGGGAUUAGUGUUUACGAAAUUGUUUUCCUCUCUUUUCGGUAACAAGGAAGCUCGAAUCCUCGUUCUCGGCCUCGACAAUGCCGGAAAAACCACUAUUCUCUAUCGGCUUCAGAUGGGUGAAGUUGUUUCCACCAUUCCAACAAUCGGUUUUAAUGUCGAAACAGUGCAGUAUAACAACAUUAAAUUUCAAGUCUGGGAUUUGGGUGGGCAAACAAGUAUCAGGCCAUAUUGGAGGUGUUACUUCCCAAAUACUCAAGCAAUAAUCUAUGUUGUUGAUUCAAGUGACACCGAAAGGCUUGUGAUUGCUAAGGAGGAGUUCCAUGCAAUUUUGGAGGAGGAAGAACUAAAAGGUGCAGUUGUUCUCAUUUUCGCAAACAAACAGGACCUUCCUGGUGCACUUGAUGAUGUUGCAGUGACGGAGUCUCUAGAAUUACACAAGAUAAAAAAUCGCCAGUGGGCUAUCUUCAAAACUUCUGCUAUAAAAGGUGAAGGACUUUUUGAGGGCCUGGACUGGUUGAGCAAUACACUCAAAUCUGGAGGUGGCUAAAGGUGUCUGCUUCAACCGAGUUAGAUGGAUAAAUGAAUUCAGAAGGUUGACAUGCUUAUUUUGGUAUCACUUUCGCCUUGAUUGAUGCUACAAUAAAACGAUUAUUAAUGCUCGUACACAUGUAUUCUAUUCUGUUCUGUUGUUGGUUUUUCUUUUUCUUGGGUCCUUUUUAUAUUUUUUAGUCCGUCUCUUGGCUCCUCUAAUAGCUGUAGCUGAAUGGUUUUAAGGAAAAUUUUCCCGUUUAAUCUGUGUAAUCGAGUUACACGGGUUUAAACGUAAUGCGCUUGACGUAUCCAUGAUUAAAGGGUGAUGGCAAACUUUGAAAAGCUCUUUGGUGGCAUGAUGAGGACUGGGCAUCCAUUAUCGACAAUGUGAGCCUUGUAGCAAUUUUUUAAUUAAUGUAAAAUGUAUUAAAGACAAUAUGGUUAGUUUUUCGGAUUUGAAAUUUCUGCUAUCCAAGUAAUUUUGUUUCAAAUUACUUUGAGUUGGAUUGAAUGACUAAUUGGGAGCAAAACAUUUUUAA
Molecule: messenger RNA, 1473 nt
Organism: Cajanus cajan (pigeon pea)
Lineage: Eukaryota; Viridiplantae; Streptophyta; Magnoliopsida; Fabales; Fabaceae
Gene: ARF3
Product: ADP-ribosylation factor 3
Molecular function (GO): GTP binding; GTPase activity
Source: RefSeq, a predicted model, not a curated record